AUGUUGUCUGGACCGUCGACUAGCCGCGCACCUAGCCUCGCGCCCAGCCUGGAUCCAUCUGACUAUCCGCCGUGGUCCUACACCAACAGCGAAGACGACGAAGGAUGGAUCAACUCCACGAUCCCUCCAGGACGGUAUAUCAAUAUCAGUGCGAUCCGCCUUGUAUCACGUCCUAUCACACUUCGAAGUGAGAUCGAUAUCCAUUUGGGCCCACGACGACCUGCACCUGGCACAGUAACUUUAUCUGGUGUUGAACCGACCAUGUACCAGCACGAUCCCGAUACAUACUUAGAGGACGAGAACGAGGAGAACCAUUCCGACGCGGCCACGGUGACUCCCGGUGGGUAUCGAGAGGACGACUGGCAGCACCAGAGUACAAUCUCCCAUAGCGUAAGUACAGUGAAUCCUGCCGCGUUAAGAGGCGACAGGACCCAAAUCCCCGGUGGAAACUCAACGCGUCAACGCGGCGGGCGACCACGUUCCCUGUGGAGAUCCCACAGGGGACGUAGACGCCAGGCGAAGACACUGGCGCACGGCCCACAGUACGGUCACAACCUCGUCCCGGCCACGGAAGGCCACUCGCGGGAAGGCGCGAAAUCGCAAUGGCUCAGUCGACAGAGGAGGAAAGUAGCGAGGAGGCGAAAGGCUGCGACUCCCCGCUUUAUCAAGCUGGGCCUCCACACCAUCGAUAUGGGCACGCGGUCCCGUUUUGUCGAGCUGGGCGAACACACCAUCGAUAUGAGCCCGCGUCCCAAGUGGGCAGCGUACGUAUCGAUACUCACAUGA
Sparassis crispa is the source of this 786-nucleotide messenger RNA. RefSeq lists its product as hypothetical. The transcript has 4 exons. Lineage: Eukaryota; Fungi; Basidiomycota; Agaricomycetes; Polyporales; Sparassidaceae. The record is from RefSeq and is a predicted model, not a curated record. Bases 1 to 786 code for a protein of 261 amino acids.